CUCUCAGCGCCCGCUCGGAGUCCCUGGGAGCCAGCCUGCUGGGAGAACCAGAGGGUCCGGAGCAAACCUGGAGGCUGAGAGGACAUCAGACGGGAAAAGACUGAGCUAGCCACUCCAGUGCCAUACGGAAGCUGAAAGGACACACCACAACAGCCCCAGCUCAGCGACAGCCGUCGCCUGUUGCAGCGCGGCGGCUUCGAAGCCGCCGCCCCAGUGCUGCCCUUUCCUCUUCGGUGAAGUUUGUAAAAGCUGCGGGGGACUCCGAGGAAGCAAGGAAAGUGUCGGGUAGGACUACAGCUGCCUUUGUCCUCCUCCCCUCUACCCCCUACCCCCUCCUGGGUCCCCUCUCCAGGAGCUGACUAGGCAGGCUUCCUGGCCAACCCUCUCCCCUACACCCCCAGCUCUGCCAGCCAGUUUGCACAGAGGUAACUCCCUUUGGCUGAGAGCAGGCGAGCUUGUUGCAAGGAAGGCUUUUGGGAGCACAGAGACUGAGGAGCAACAGCACGCCUGGAGAACCCCUGAUUCCAGGUUCUCCCCAGGCACCUCCUCCUGCCAGCCCCUCACCCUGUGUGUGGAGCUAAAAAUCAAAAGAUGAAAAGGCAGUCAGGGCUUCAGUAGUCGAAAGCAAAACAAGAGCUAAAAGAAACCAAAAAGAAAAGAGCCCAAUUCUUAUUUGCACCUGUUUCAGUGGACACUGAAUGUGGAAGGCAGAAGAUUUUCCCUUCCCCUCGUCAAGCUUUGAACAUCUUUUAAUCUGUUCUUCAAGUAUUUAGGGACAGACUGUGGAACUAGCAGGGCAGAAUCUGUCUAGCGCUUGCCUUGCUUUACAAGAUACUUUGAGACUAUCUGUGCGCUUUUUUUUUCCUCCUGCAAGUUUUCUUCCCUGGAGCUUCCCGCAGGUGGGCAGCUAGCUGCAGCUACUACAUCAUCAGUCAGUUGAACUCUUUAGAGCAAGAAACAAGGAGGCAGGAUAAGGGAAUUCAGUGGAAGAUACAGACAAGCUCAAGGAUGGAGGUGCAGUUAGGACUGGGAAGGGUCUACCCACGGACCCCGUCUAAAACCUAUCGAGGAGCUUUCCAGAAUCUGUUCCAGAGUGUGCGCGAAGCGAUCCAGAACCCGGGCCCCAGCCACCCCGAGGCCAUAAGCACAGCACCUCCCGGCGCCUGUUUGCAGCAGCAGCAAGAGACUAGCCCCCAGCAGGGGAGGCUGCAGCAGCACGGGGAGGAUGGUUCUCCCCAAGCCCACAUCAGAGGCCCCACAGGCUACCUGGCCCUGGAGGAAGAACAGCAACCUUCACAGCAGCAGUCAGCCUCCGAGGGCCACCCUGAGAGCGGCUGCCUCCCAGAGCCUGGGACGGCUAUAGCUCUUGGCAAGGGGCUGCCGCAGCAGCCACCAGCUCCUCCAGAUGAGGAUGACUCAGCUGCCCCAUCCACGUUGUCCCUGCUGGGCCCCACUUUCCCAGGCUUAAGCAGCUGCUCCGCGGACAUUAAAGACAUCCUGAGCGACGCCGGCACCAUGCAACUUCUUCAGCAGCAGCAGCAGCAACAGCAGCAGCAGCAGCAGCAGGAGGUAAUAAUCGAAGGCAGUGGCAUCAGUGUGAGAGCAAGGGAGGCCACUGGGGUUCCCUCUUCCUCCAAGGAUAGUUACCUAGGGGGCAAUUCGACCAUAUCUGACAGUGCCAAGGAGUUGUGUAAAGCAGUGUCUGUGUCCAUGGGACUGGGUGUGGAAGCAUUGGAACAUCUGAGUCCAGGGGAACAGCUUCGGGGAGAUUGCAUGUACGCGUCGCUCCUGGGAGGUCCACCCGCGGUGCGUCCCGCUCCGUGUGCGCCACUGGCAGAAUGCAAAGGUCUUCCCCUGGAUGAGGGCCCGGGCAAAGGCACUGAAGAGAUUGUUGAGUAUUCCUCUUUCAAGGGAGGUUACGCCAAAGGGCUGGAAAGCGAGAGUCUGAUCUGCUCUGGCAGCGGUGAAGCAGGUAGUUCUGGGACACUUGAGAUCCCGUCCACUCUGUCUCUGUAUAAAUCCGGAGUGGUGGAUGAGGCAGCAGCAUACCAGAAUCGCGACUACUACAACUUUCCACUGGCUCUGACCGGGCCCCCGCACCCCCAGCCCCCUAGCCAUCCACAGGCCCGCAUCAAGCUGGAGAACCCUCUGGACUAUGGCAGCGCCUGGGCUGCUGCGGCCGCGGCGCAAUGCCGCUAUGGAGACUUGGCUAGCCUGCACGGAGGGAGUGCAGUCGGACCCAGCACUGGAUCGCCCCCAGCCAACGCCUCUUCUUCCUGGCACACUCUCUUCACAGCUGAAGAAGGUCAAUUAUAUGGGCCAGGCGGUGGGGGUGGCACUAGCAGCCCCAGCGAGGCAGGGCCUGUAGCUCCCUAUGGCUACACUCGUCCCCCCCAGGGGCUGGCGAGUCAGGAGGGUGACUUCUCUGCCUCCGAAAUGUGGUACCCCAGUGGAGUGGUGAACAGAGUACCCUAUCCCAAUCCCAGUUGCGUCAAAAGUGAGAUGGGACCUUGGAUGGAGAACUACUCCGGACCUUAUGGGGACAUGCGUUUGGACAAUGCCAGGGACCACGUUUUACCCAUCGACUAUUACUUCCCGCCCCAGAAGACCUGCCUGAUCUGUGGCGAUGAAGCUUCUGGCUGUCACUACGGGGCUCUCACUUGUGGCAGCUGCAAGGUCUUCUUCAAAAGAGCGGCUGAAGGGAAGCAGAAAUAUCUGUGUGCCAGCAGAAAUGAUUGCACCAUUGACAAAUUUCGGAGGAAAAAUUGUCCAUCCUGUCGUCUCCGGAAAUGUUAUGAAGCAGGGAUGACUCUGGGAGCUCGUAAGCUGAAAAAACUUGGAAAUCUAAAACUACAGGAGGAAGGAGAAAACUCCAAUGCUGGUAGCCCCACUGAGGAUCCAUCCCAGAAGCUGACAGUAUCACACGUUGAAGGCUAUGAAUGUCAGCCUAUAUUUCUUAAUGUCCUGGAAGCUAUUGAACCAGGAGUGGUGUGUGCCGGACACGACAACAACAAGCCUGAUUCCUUUUCUGCCUUGUUAACUAGCCUCAACGAGCUGGGUGAGAGACAACUUGUGCAUGUGGUCAAGUGGGCCAAGGCCUUGCCUGGAUUCCGCAACUUGCAUGUAGAUGACCAGAUGGCAGUCAUUCAAUAUUCCUGGAUGGGACUCAUGGUAUUUGCCAUGGGUUGGCGCUCCUUCACUAACGUCAACUCCAGGAUGCUCUACUUUGCACCUGACCUGGUUUUCAAUGAGUACCGCAUGCACAAGUCUCGGAUGUACAGCCAGUGUGUGCGGAUGAGGCAACUGUCUCAAGAAUUCGGAUGGCUCCAGAUAACCCCCCAGGAAUUCCUGUGUAUGAAAGCCCUGCUACUCUUCAGCAUUAUUCCAGUGGAUGGGCUGAAAAAUCAAAAAUUCUUUGAUGAACUUCGAAUGAACUACAUCAAGGAACUCGAUCGUAUCAUUGCCUGCAAGAGAAAAAAUCCCACAUCCUGCUCAAGGCGCUUCUACCAGCUCACCAAGCUCCUGGAUUCUGUGCAGCCUAUUGCAAGAGAGCUGCAUCAGUUUACUUUUGACCUGCUAAUCAAGUCCCAUAUGGUGAGCGUGGACUUUCCUGAAAUGAUGGCAGAGAUCAUCUCUGUGCAAGUGCCCAAGAUCCUUUCUGGAAAAGUCAAGCCCAUCUAUUUCCACGCACAGUGAAGAUUUGGAAACCUUCAUAGUCAAAUGCACCUUGUUCCCUUUUUUAGAUGUCUUCUGCGCUACUUCCCUGCAGUGCCUUGGGGGAAAUUCCUCUACCAUUGUACAGUCUGCUGUGAAUGCUCCUCGGUGAAAUUUCCUGGGCUUUCCUUCUUUCCUUUCCUUCUUCUCUCACUCUCUCCCUCUCCCAUGGCACAUUUAAAAUCUGCUGCCUGUUGUGGCUUCUGCCUGUGUUUUGAGCUGUGUUGUAUUUCUUUGACUUUGUGGUGACCCUUGUGUGGCCCAGUGUCAAUUGUGCUAGUUUGCAGCCCUGUGCUGUGUGCCAACCACGCAAAUGUUUACUCACCUUAUGCCGUGUCAAGUACAGAGAGCUCUAAGUAUCUGGGGAAGAAACAGACAUAGAAAAUAAAAAGCCAAAACAGCAUGCUAGGGUUAUUUCUUCACAAUAAAUAAAUAAACACGUAGGGUUCCCAAAGAAACCAACAAGUAACUAGAAGAAAGUAAAAAUCCCAGGUACAUGAGGAGUUACUCUCUUUGUUCAUCCUGCCUCUCUGUGGGAAACUUCAGUUGUUGCUAAUUGCUGUCCACAUCAAAGAGCAGGAUGACCCCAAAGCUUACUAGUAGGUUAGAGAGAAAAUAGGACAAGGAGGGUGGAUGGAUAACCAUUACUUCCCCAGAGCCUUUGUCCCUGAGUGCUGGAGUGCUCAGUUGCAGUGCAGUUCAUUGUACUGAAACGUGCUUCAUGUCUGAAAACUUGUCUGCAUGCGAAUACCUACUCCUUCAAAGUCUUUUCUCUCUUAACCUAUGCUUCCACCCUCAACUAACUUUCGAUAGGUUUUCUAAGAGCUUUGAACUAAAUGUUCUCUUUAGCCAAAACUUUGGCCACUUCCACUGAAGUUAGGUCAGUGAGAAGAAAGCAGAGAAGUCUGACUCUUUGAAAAAAGGCUCCAUUCAGAUCUAUGGCCACAUUUCUAUGUGGGAGCCAUAGAGGAGCUUGGGGGCUGGAGUCAGAGGAAGAGUUAGACGGCUAAGUGAAGGGCUUAGCCAUCACUACCUUUAGGGACAGGAAAUGGUUGAUCCCUUAGUUCAACCACCUUUUCCUCCAUUUUUAAAGGACCUAUAGACUCCUUGCAGCCACCUUCUCACUCCACAGUUCUUCAGUGUUUGCUGGGCCUGAACUUCACUCCUAAUGCAUUUAAGCCAUGGUGGUAAAGCUUGCUCACUUCUUUGGGCAUGUUUGUAGACACUGCGAAGGUCUCCCUCCCAUCACCACCAUGAAGCCUAGCAGACCAAGAGCCGCAGCAUCUUUGUUUAGAUGCCAACAGUAUCAAAGACAUCUCACUCAAUGUCUUUCAUCAACAGUCAGAUUUCUGGAGCCCUUAGACAAAUUUGAAAGAAAUCAUCAAAGGGACCAGACAAACUGGGCAGCUUGCCCUUGUCCUCCAGAGACAAUAUACUCCUAUCAAGUGGAGAAAUGUCAAUUUCCUCCUCAGAGUGAUGAAAGAGGCUACCCAGACCAUGGUGGAGGAGAAAACUAAGUAACCAGGCUGGGUAAAUGAAGACACUAGAACCAGAGAGCAUAAAAUGCUCUCCUUUGCAUCCAUCACACUUGCUCUCCGGCAUACUCACAUGGGAAGAAGAGAGGAG
Messenger RNA from Arvicola amphibius (Eurasian water vole), 5340 nucleotides. It is a transcript of the gene Ar, whose product is annotated as androgen receptor. Lineage: Eukaryota; Metazoa; Chordata; Mammalia; Rodentia; Cricetidae. The coding region runs from base 1009 to 3696 and encodes 895 amino acids. The record is from RefSeq and is a predicted model, not a curated record. Gene Ontology annotation, cellular component: nucleus. Gene Ontology annotation, biological process: regulation of DNA-templated transcription; male gonad development; androgen receptor signaling pathway. The transcript has 8 exons. Gene Ontology annotation, molecular function: sequence-specific DNA binding; steroid binding; zinc ion binding.